Messenger RNA from Molossus molossus (Pallas's mastiff bat), 2124 nucleotides. It is a transcript of the gene AHRR, whose product is annotated as aryl-hydrocarbon receptor repressor. Gene Ontology annotation, molecular function: protein dimerization activity; nuclear receptor activity; transcription cis-regulatory region binding. The transcript has 10 exons. The record is from RefSeq and is a predicted model, not a curated record. Lineage: Eukaryota; Metazoa; Chordata; Mammalia; Chiroptera; Molossidae. Bases 1 to 2124 code for a protein of 707 amino acids. Gene Ontology annotation, cellular component: nucleus; aryl hydrocarbon receptor complex. Gene Ontology annotation, biological process: regulation of transcription by RNA polymerase II.
AUGAUCCCGCCGGGGGAGUGCAUGUACGCAGGGAGGAAAAGAAGGAAGCCCAUCCAGAAGCAGAAGCCCACCGUGGGGGCCGAGAAGUCGAACCCUUCCAAGCGGCACCGAGACCGUCUGAACGCCGAGCUGGACCACCUGGCCAGCCUGCUGCCAUUCCCGCCAGACGUCGUGUCCAAGCUGGACAAGCUCUCGGUCCUGCGUCUCAGCGUCAGUUACCUCAGGGUGAAGAGCUUCUUCCAAGCCGUGCAGGAGAAGUGCCCGCGGCAGCCGGUGCUCAGUGCCCCCUCACCAGGAGACAGUGGCCCGAGAGGAGGGUCAGCCGUGCUGGAGGGAAGGCUGCUGCUGGAGUCUCUGGACGGCUUUGCUCUGGUUGUGAGCGCGGAAGGGGUGAUAUUUUAUGCAUCAGCAACGAUCGCCGACUACCUGGGCUUCCACCAGACGGACGUGAUGCACCAGAACAUUUAUGACUACAUCCACGUGGAUGACCGCCAGGACUUCUGCCGGCAGCUCCACUGGGCCAUGGACCCGCCCCAGGUGGUGUGUGGGCAGCCCCUGCGCUCAGAGACAGGAGAGGAUGCCAUGCUGGGGAGGCUGCUCCGGGCCCAGGAAGGGGGCACGGGCCCCACCGAGUACUCGGCCUUCCUGACACGCUGCUUCGUCUGCCGCGUGCGCUGCCUGCUGGACAGCACCUCAGGCUUCCUGACAAUGCAGUUUCAAGGGAAACUAAAAUUCCUGUUGGGACAGAAGAGGAAGGCGCCAUCAGGAACCGUCUUGUCCCCUCGGCUCUCGCUGUUCUGCAUCGUGGUGCCCGUCCUCCUGCCUUCUGUGUCAGAGAUGAAGGUGAAGGGUGCGUUUUUGAGGGCGAAGCACAGGGCAGACAUCCCGACCCCCACGGACACGAAAGCAAAAGCCACCAGGAGUCUGUGUGUGUCAGAACUGCACGGGAAACCCAAUUACUUAGCAGGAAGAAACAAUGGAGAAAAUGGCAUUUCAGUGUUCAGGGCACAAAUGGAUGCCUGCCGCUGGGCCCGGGUUCCAGCCAGGGCCACAUGCCUGUGCCUCAGGGGUGGCCCUGACCUCGUCCUUUGCCCUGAGGGGGCUGCAGGGGACUGGGGAGGAGAGGAGCACGGGAAGGUGCCAAGCAGCUCCUCGGGGAUGAGGAGGAGAAGGGACAUACAUGCUUAUGACUGCCGCUUUGAGACACUGAGACCCGCGAGGCAGCCAAACUGGACGACAGGGAAACACGGUCAGGAUGGCACCAAGCUGAAGCUGGAGCCUAGCAGGACUGAUCCGUUCUCGGUGCAUGCCAUGACCCGUAGCUCCUGUAUGCCCUACCCUGGCGCUCCGGGCACCGUCCCUACCUUCAGGAAUUCACCUGGCUCUCUCCAGUCCCCCAGUGCCUAUGCCAGCCGGCCGAACAGAGCCUUGCAGGAUGGUGAUCAGGGCCAGGUACACCCUCCCACCGGUGGCCCCUUCCCCCAAGGCAGCCUGGAGAGCCAGCUCCCUCAGCCUGGAGUGCAGUGUCUCACAUUGGGGGGGUAUUCCACUGAGGACAUCAAGUUUCCAGGUGUGCCCAUGCCCCCAGAUGCCCCAUGCAACCCCAUGUUGUCACUUAAUGUGCCCAUCAAGAUGGAAAGUGACUCUGGAUCCGAGGACACAGCAGAUGGCUACUCUGUGUCCCCAAGCCAGGUGUGGCUGGGAGCCAGUGACAUGGCUAAGAGACAACUGGUCACUUUCCCUACCAGGAUGCACCUGAAAACAGAGCCAGACUCCAAGCACCACCUGUACCCCCAACACCUGGGGCAUGGCAUGCUGGGGGCUCCCCCCAGGCCUGGCAGAGAGCUGACCCCGUUCCACCCUACACACUUCGUCUGCCUGGAGCGUGGGCAUGGCCCUCCUGAGCCGGAGCCUCCCCCCUGCAUCUGUAUGCGGGGCCACCGGCCCCCUACUUUGGGCUGUGACUGCAGAGCUCCUGGGACCACACCCAUGAUCAAGCUUGAGCCCUUGGACUCACCCCCAUGGGCCACUCACAGCCAGGGUGGGGUACCCAGGAUGCUCCCCAAAAGUGCCUUGGCGACACUGGUGCCGCCCAAAGCCUCCGAGUGCUCUUUUCUGCCAUAA